This is a messenger RNA of Colletes gigas, 2539 nucleotides long. It is a transcript of the gene muskelin, whose product is annotated as muskelin. Gene Ontology annotation, cellular component: cytoplasm. The transcript is spliced from 11 exons. The record is from RefSeq and is a predicted model, not a curated record. Lineage: Eukaryota; Metazoa; Arthropoda; Insecta; Hymenoptera; Colletidae. Gene Ontology annotation, molecular function: protein binding. The coding region runs from base 370 to 2358 and encodes 662 amino acids.
UUUCGUAAUUACAGGCUAGAAAAUGGUUGUUAGCUGAUGACGAUUCUCUAACCUAAAGUAACGGUCACGAUGAAAAGCGAACACGUAUAUACGUGAAAUUAUAAAAUAAAUAACUGCCUCGAUCACGCCGGAUUUCAUACGAGACUUAACAGUAACGUUAUCCUUCUUUCUUUUAGAAAUAUCCUCGUAGAUAAGCCAUCGGAUCAGACAUCACGCUGGUCUUCCGAUAUUGACAAUCAUCCACAGUUUCUUAUAUUGAAAUUGCAAUGCCCCUCAAUUGUGAAAACAAUUACGUUUGGUAAAUAUGAGAAAACGCACGUGUGUAAUAUAAAAAAGUUUAAAGUGUACGGUAGCCUAGAAGCAGAAAAUAUGAUGGAGCUCUUAGAAAGUGGAUUAAAGAAUGACUCUACGUCAGAAACAUUUGAAUUGAAACAUACGUUAGGAAACGAAGAGAAUUACUUCCCAAUUAAAUAUAUAAAGAUUCUUCCAUUACAAUCUUGGGGACCCAGUUUUCAUUUCUCUAUUUGGCAUGUACGAUUAACUGGUAUCGACAAUCCUAAAAUUAUCAAGCCUUAUAUCGAAUGGUUCAAUCUGUAUCGUCAAAAAGAAGUUAUAAGACUAUGUAUGAAACACUUCAGGAGACUCGAGCAACCAGAAAUUGUAGAAACUCUACAGAGAGUCACUGGGGUUCCAUUGGAAGAUCCCAGAAUGACAGGAUUGUAUGAUUUAUUAGUUACAAAGGGUGAUCAUCUGCAAGCCGAACGUUUCAUAAGUAACGCUGUUAUGAUGGGUCUUUUGAACGACUAUAUCAAUGCUCAGACUUAUAGAGCAGUUUGGACGAAAUUGUCGACUAAUGAUCCUAAGCCUGGAAUGAGAGGCGGUCAUCAAAUGGUACUUGAUCCAUCUGCAGAACUUGUUUACCUCUUUGGUGGAUGGGAUGGAAAUCAAGACCUAUCGGAUUUAUGGGCAUACAGUAUAGCUUCUAAUAAAUGGACCAUCAUAUGUAAGGAUACUGAAACUGUGGGUGGUCCAAGCGCAAGAUCUUGUCAUAAAAUGUGCCUUGAUCCAGAACGUAGACAACUUUUUACCUUUGGUAGAUACCUAGACACGCAAUAUAGAAUACCGGAAAACUUGAAAAGUGAUUUUUUCGUUUAUGAUAUUGAAUCGGAUCAUUGGACACAAAUCUCAGAAGAUACAGGAGCUGUAGGAGGGCCCCAAUUAAUUUUUGAUCAUCAGAUGUCUAUGGAUAUUGAAAAGCGAACCAUUUACAUUUUUGGUGGCCGCGUACUUGUUUCCCCGACAAAUUCCGACGAGCACGGUAUGGUACCAGGCACAACCGAACCAAUUUUUUCUGGACUGUAUUCCUAUCAUGUGCCAACUGGUACAUGGAAUAGACUUGCCUGCGAUAUUGCGAGAACAUGCCCUACUAAUGUACCAACGAUUAGAUCUAGAGCCGGACAUUCUAUGUUAUUCCAUCCGGGAUUGAGGAAACUGUAUAUUUUUGCGGGUCAAAGGGGCAAGGAAUACCUUAGUGACUUUUUCACAUACGAAAUUGAUACAAAUCACAUAGAGCACAUAAGCUUCAAUGAUUUUAGUACAAAAGAUUCGAAUCACGUUCCAGCAGUCGGUUAUACACAAAGAGCGACGAUCGAUCCCGAAUUAGGAGAAAUUUACGUUUUAUCGGGUUUAAGCAAAGACAAAGAUAAACGAGACGAUAACGUACAACAUUCGUUUUGGGUUUACAAUAUUAAGAACAAUAAGUGGUCUUGCAUUUAUCGAAACGAGAACGUUGGCGAGAAAUAUUGGAACAAAAUGCAAGAUUACGAACCGUGCCCACGAUUCGCUCAUCAAUUAGUUUACGAUCACGCGAAGAAGGUUCAUUACUUGUUUGGUGGAAAUCCUGGCAGGUCCCGUCUUCGAAACUUACGGCUCGAUGAUUUCUGGCAACUAAAGUUAUGUAGACCCUCUCAUGAACAAAUUCUAAAAAGAUGCAAACUACUUAUUAGAAAGCACAAGUUUGAAGAGCUAGCAUUGAACAACAGCGUCGAAGCGCUCGAGUAUUUACAGACGAAAGUGUCGGAGAUUAUCGAUCAUAACGAUGUGGAACAGACAAAAGAGUUUCAAUUGUUAACGUCUAUUCUAUUCAGAGAACAAAACUCUUUAUUAGGAGAAGCCACAAAUUCGAACAGUUCGGGCAGCGUGAUAGGAAAUUUAGUUAACAUCGGUACGUCGUUGUACUGUCCAACUACGCGUGAUAUUCACACAUUAAGAACUGAAUUGUACGAUAAGCUAACAGAAUUCUUUCCGGAGUCAUUGACGCAACCGCGUGCUAAUUUGAUCUAUCUUUUACCGUUAUGAUCCAACAGUAACUAAAAAAAAUCCAAUAGAGUAAUGCCUGAAAAUAAAAAGCAAAGAGAUUCCUUUUGUUUUCUUGCAAAGAUAUUUACUAUGAUAUUGAAACGUGAUUUUAUCUUUAAAAAGGAAACGUUAUUUUUAUAUAGUGUACUUGUUUGUAUCGUUUUAAAAAGGAAGAUUUACA